AUGCACACUGCUAAAGCUGACACCACUGCUAAAGCUGACAACACUGCUACAGCUGACAUCACUGCUACAGCUGAAAACACUGCUACAGCUGACAACACUGCUACAGCUGACAACACUGCUACAGCUGACAACACUGCUACAGCUGACAACACUGCUACAGCUGACAACACUGCUACAGCUGACAACACUGCUACAGCUGACAACACUGCUACAGCUGACAACACUGCUUCAGCUGACAACACUGCUACAGCUGACAACAUUGCUACAACUGACAACACUCCUACAGCUGACAACACUGCUACAGCUGACAACACUGCUACAGCUGACAAAACUCCUACAACUGACAACACUGCUACAGCUGACUGA
Molecule: messenger RNA, 366 nt
Organism: Bicyclus anynana (squinting bush brown)
Lineage: Eukaryota; Metazoa; Arthropoda; Insecta; Lepidoptera; Nymphalidae
Product: sericin-2-like
Exons: 1
Coding region: 1-366 (121 amino acids)
Source: RefSeq, a predicted model, not a curated record